Spinacia oleracea (spinach) is the source of this 2350-nucleotide messenger RNA. RefSeq lists its product as uncharacterized. Bases 386 to 1729 code for a protein of 447 amino acids. Lineage: Eukaryota; Viridiplantae; Streptophyta; Magnoliopsida; Caryophyllales; Amaranthaceae. Gene Ontology annotation, cellular component: plasma membrane. The transcript is spliced from 7 exons. The record is from RefSeq and is a predicted model, not a curated record.
CUUUAUUUCCCACCCUCCAUCGUCUUCUUUCUCUCUCUUACUUCAAUUUCUUCCUUUUUCUGUGAAUAUUUCUAUAUAAAAAUAUAUUAAAAAAAAUAAAAAAUUAGAGGUCCCCAAUUUCUUCCUCCAGCAAAAACCAGCUAAUUUUUGCUGAAAUUUUUCAGUUGACCCCACUUUCAGUGUUCACUCUCUACAACUGCUGCUCAACACUGAAAGUCUGAAACCCUUCUUCUUCUUCGAUUUUAUUUUUUUGACACUUUAAUUUUGUGAAUUUAAUCCAAUUUUCUUUGAAAAAAAUCCCUUUUAAUGCUUUGGGUACCUUUGAAAUCCUCCUAUUUUGCUACUUUUGGCAUAUUCUUGUGUUCUUAGCUGUUUUUGGGCAGGAAUGAGAGGAGGGUUGUUCACUUUCCUCAUCAAGCUUCAAUUUUUCAGCUCAGUUCUUGUACUAUUCUAUGUUACUGAAUUGUAUUGUGCCCCAUUGAGUUAUUUCGGAGAUCCUUCCCCAGAUGGAGGAGACUUUUUACCUAUGUCACCAAACGGGGCUCCUCAGCCCCUUCUUCCUUUUUUGGCACCUUCCCCUUUGACUCCAUUUACAAAUAGUACAAUUCCUAAAUUAUCAGGAGCAUGUCCUUUUAACUUCACUGCUGCUGAAAGUAUAAUGGGAAUUACAGCAACUGAUUGCUUUACUGCGUUUGCUCCAUAUCUGGCUAAUGUAGUAUGUUGUCCGCAAUUGCAUGCGACCUUAGUUAUUCUUAUAGGUCAAUCCAGUAAAAAAACCAUGUUGCUUGCCCUGAACGAGACACUUUCAAAGCAAUGCCUAUCUGACGUUACCCAAGUAUUGGCGAGCCAGGGUGCAAAUGACAAUCUUCAACAGAUAUGCAAAGUUCGGGAAUCCAACCUCACCGAAGGCUCUUGUCCUGUAAAAGAUGUCAGAGAAUUUGAGAAAACAGUGGACACUUCUAAGCUUCUGGAAUCAUGUCAGAAGAUUGAUCUUGUCAAUGAAUGCUGCUCCUUAACUUGUCAGAAUGCUUUAUCAGAAGCUGCUAGAAAUAUCAGCUCGAAGCUUGGUGAUCUUACUGAUGUACCUCAACUUUCGGAUAUUGAUGAAGACUGUAAAAGUAUUGUCUUACGGUGGCUAGCUAGUAAACUCAGUCCAUCCCGUGCAAAAGAAGUUAUAAGAGGGUUGUCAAACUGCCAUAUUAACAAAGUGUGUCCUUUAUCUUUCCCUGACACAAGACGUGUUGCGAAGAAGUGUGCUAAUGUAAUAAGCAACCAGACAGAAUGUUGUACUGCCAUAGGAAGCUACGUGAGUCACUUGCAAAAUCAGAGUUUUGUCACCAACUUGCAAGCUCUUAAUUGUGCUGCUGCACUUGGGAUGAAGUUGCAAAGAGAAAAUGUUACCACAAAUGUUUACAAUCUUUGUCAUGUGAGCCUCAAGCAAUUCUCAGUCCAAGCUGGAACACAAGAAUCUGGAUGUCUUCUGCAGAGCUUGCCUUCGGAUGUUACAUUUGACAAAACAUCAGGGAUAACCUUCCUCUGUGAUCUGAAUGAUAACAUUCCGGCUCCUUGGCCCUCCGCACUUCAGUUGCCAGCUUCAUCUUGCAAUAAAUCUGUUAACAUUCCUGCACUUCCCGCAGCAGCUUCUGGAGAAACUGGUGAGUCGACUAUCUUGUCAUUAAUAGUUCCUCUCCUUUUAGUCCUUCAAGAAGUUAUGUUUUAUGGCAUAUAAAACUAUGGGAUUCCUUUGUUGUGCGGAGAAAGUGAUGAAACCCGGCCCGUGUCUUUGUUGGACUGAUCAAAAGUAAGGUAAUGCAGAGAAACUGGUAAUUCCUCCCAUCUACUGUUCGAAUGCAAGUACAGUGCUGAGUAUAUCAAGAUGUUGAAAUCUUGGCUUGGCAUUAAAGCAAGAGCUGUUCUGUUUCAUUCUCUUCUUCACUGGGCUUACAGGAGGUUUAACGGCUCGAAGUUCAGGAAAAGAGUCAUUACUGCUAGUGUUUGUAGCUGCAGUUUAUAAAAUUUGGCAAGAGAGAAAUAAUGCUUUGUGGAAUGCAAGAGUCUCCUCUGUGCAGAAAAUACAUAAUGAUAUUAAGCAUGAUGUAAUAGGUAGAAUUAAGAGUAUUGUAGGGGAAAAAGUUGGUCAAAAUGUUGUUGUUUGGCUUUGUGCUUUGUAUUCUGGUGUGGUUCUUGUUGGUGUAAGGCUGUUGCUUUAGUCUGUUUUGGUCUUUUGAGUUAGAGGGGAGCCUUCCUAGAAGGGUUGCCUCUUCUCUUGUAGUCCUUAGGUUGUAUGAAGGCAAUAUAUCAUUACUUUCUUACAAAAAAAGAAGAAACGGCAUUUUUUUUUUUUGGAUUA